AUGGGAUGUCAUUAAGCAAAGAUUAAAGAGUAAAAAUAAAUAACAGAAUCAUAAAUUAAGAUAAAAAUUGAAAGUGUAACAAUCUAAUACUAUUAUAGCUCAAAUAAUAUGCUAUAUUAAAAAAAAAUUAAGAUAUAUCUAAAAUACUUGAAUAAGAGUAAUAAUUAAAUCAGCUAUUAAAGAGUAAUUUAAGGAAUAAAGAUUAAGAAUAUGCAUUAUUUUCUAAACUGAGUUAACAAAUUAAAUAUCUAGAAACUAUUAAUUUCAUUAUUGUUUAUUGUUAAAUAUUAUCAGAUUAAGUUCUUAAAAUUUUGAGAUGCUAAGGUAAAACUAAUAGUCUUUAAGAAUUAAUGAUUUAUAUAGAAAGUGUUAUAUAUGCUUCUGAUAAGUUGAACUUGAAGCAAGCAGAAGAAUUUAAUUUAUAUUUUUUAUUCUAUUUCAAAUUAGAUGUAAAUAAUUUAAGAAAUGUUAAUCCAAAAAUUACAUAGAUGUUUUAAUCCUUAUUUCCUAAUUCUUAUGAAAUCAAUGAUUAUGCUAAAAGUUUUGCAAAUAAAUAUGGAAUUAGUGAAAUUGAACUUAAUUAAGUUGGACAUCAAUUUAUACUAAAUAAUAUAAUUUCAUAAUAAAUUAAUAAUUCUAAUAAUUUUGAUUUUUCAUCAAAAAAUCCUUAUGAAAAUCUUGAAAUAAAUGAUGAAAAUAAAAAUAAUAAUUUUAAUCUGUGUUCAAUAUCAGUGAAACAUAAUAAAAAAAGGAUUUUAGAUUUAAAAAAUUGA
Molecule: messenger RNA, 773 nt
Organism: Paramecium pentaurelia
Lineage: Eukaryota; Ciliophora; Oligohymenophorea; Peniculida; Parameciidae
Source: the annotation of a GenBank genome assembly